Molecule: messenger RNA, 432 nt
Organism: Aegilops tauschii subsp. strangulata
Lineage: Eukaryota; Viridiplantae; Streptophyta; Magnoliopsida; Poales; Poaceae
Source: RefSeq, a predicted model, not a curated record
AUGUUCGGCGACAAGCUCCAUUUCCGCCGCGAGCCAAUCUGGUUUGAGGUGGUCGAUCCGGACAGCCCCUACCACGCGCUCUUGGGCCGGCCUGCACUGGCCAAAUUCAUGGCGGUGCCACAUUACGCCUACCUGAAUAUGAAGAUAACGGGCCCCAAGGGCAUCAUCACCAUUGCCGGCGACUACCAGAAGUCGCUCACGUGCGCCGCAGCCAGCUCCCGGCUGACCGAGUCCCUCGUCAUCGCUGAAGAGAAGCACCUCCUUGACCGGGUGGUGGCCAUGACCAACAAGCAGUCGGACAUGCCCACCGACCCCAAGGAUGCGGGGACCCAGGGCUCCUUCCAGCCGGCCAAGGAAACCAAGAAGAUCGCCUUGGACCCGACGCACCCGGAGAGAUUUUCUGUCAUGGGGACCCACCUCGACAGCAAAUAG